Messenger RNA from Rhodofomes roseus, 459 nucleotides. RefSeq lists its product as uncharacterized. The transcript has 5 exons. The record is from RefSeq and is a predicted model, not a curated record. Bases 1 to 459 code for a protein of 152 amino acids. Lineage: Eukaryota; Fungi; Basidiomycota; Agaricomycetes; Polyporales; Fomitopsidaceae.
AUGCAGACCGGGUUCGAGUUAUUUACCGUCAAGUCGUUAACCGAACUGGAACCCAUGUUCCCCCUCAAUCAAGACGUCAGCACCGGACAUGUGGUACCCGUGGGUUUCAUUCACGGUGGGAAUGCGGUUGUAGGAGGGACGUCAGACGGCCAGAUGUAUGUAUGGGAUAUCUUUUCUCGGCGAAAGCAGCAGCUAUCGUUCGAUGGUCCAGUACGCGUGUUGGCAGUUGCAGGUCGGUACGAUGACAACAGUGAUACCUUCUUUAUUGCUACGGGCGUCUUCAACCGCGGCUCGCCGUCUCCGAUCGUCAUUUGGAAGGCCCAAGAGUUUUGUGACGCCCAGGGGAAACCCGCUGGCAGGAACAUUGUCUUCACGAUAGUUUGGUGGUCUGUUACAUUGCUAUUUGCGAUCUUUGCGAUCUUGUUCUCGGUCGAGCUCUUCCAUGCCGUUGUUCUGUAG